AUGGAGUUUGAAAACGUAACAAUUAAGUCGGAAUUUAAUAUUGAAAUAAAAGUUGAGCCUGUAGAUGCUGAUAUAGAUGAUGAUGAAGAUGAUGAAUUAAGUGUCGAUAAUGAUGAAGACCCUAUAGACACAAAACUGACGACUCCGGAUACGAAGAAAGAUGAGACUCGUGUGCAAUGUCCGAAAUGUGAUCGUACUCUUAAAAAUAAUGCCAACUUAAAACAACAUUUACGUACAAUUCAUUUAAAGAAAUCCCAAGAAAUCCCAUGUCCACAAUGCCCCCGUACUUUCAAAUCAAGAGAGUAUUUAUCCAGCCAUAGACACGCUAUGCACAGAAACGACGGUGAAUUUCCUUGUCCGGAGUGUAAAAAAGUCUUUCAAAAUAAACGCAGACUUGGCAACCACGUAUUCUACACUCAUAAAGAUGUUACACCCUCAGAAUGCACGGAAUGUGGAAAAUCAUUCAAAGGGCAAAGAAAGCUCAAGUUGCACAUGCAAAAUGUGCACACAAUUAAGAAUAACAUUAGUUGUCCUUAUUGUGAUAAGGCGUUUAAACUGGAAACAUUAGUUAAAAAGCAUAUUAAUUACUGCCAUCUUCAAGAAGAUGUAAAUUACACGUGCCCAUGCGAUAUUGUCUUUAAUUCCACCAUACGAUACCAGAAACAUAUGCGAAAUGUACAUUCAACAGAACGGCCGAGAUGCCUUCUUUGCAAUAAGCAGUUUAAAACAAAGCAUAUAGGUAUUAGACAUGUACGUGUGUGCCAUAACAUUCAGGAGGAACUGCUGAGUUAUUUAACAUAUAAGGAUCUUCCCGAUUUAGAAAUUAAGGUUAAACCUGAAGAGUUUGAAUGUGAAAUAUGUUCAAAAAUAUUUCUUGAUAAAAUGAUAUUCCAACGACAUAUGAAAUCAACCCAUCCACCAAAAGAUGCAGAGGACUCUUGCGAUGUCUGUCACAAAACCUUCAAGUCAACUCUGCACGUACGCAUACAUAAAGAUGCUGUACAUCCGAAGUAUGGAAAAUUAAAGUGUGAUGAAUGUGACGCUACAUUUAUUUCGAAAAAGUAUUUAAUGCGCCACAAGUUGAGGCACAGGCCAAGUAAAGUUCAGUGUGAUUUGUGUAAUCGGUUUUACAAAUCUCAAGAGCAGUUUAGAAUACAUUUGAAUAGGGUACACAAGAAAUCUCAAAAAAAUGAGGACAACUAA
Molecule: messenger RNA, 1203 nt
Organism: Leptosia nina
Lineage: Eukaryota; Metazoa; Arthropoda; Insecta; Lepidoptera; Pieridae
Source: the annotation of a GenBank genome assembly